CCGUCUCCUUUGGUCCACUCAUAUCUACGCCUACCUAUCGUCUACCCAGCUAUCCUAUAGUGUUGAGCCUAUUUCAAAUAAUGUAACCUAUUCAAUUAAAUAUAAUAAUCAUCACAUUUAAGUAUGUCAGUAUGUUUCUUUGGAUACUUUUGAACAAUAGUUUUCUUCCUUAAGCAUGUAUAGACUUUCAACUGAAGCCAUUUCUUCAUUAUUUGAAAUUGUAAAACAAAACAAAACCCCUUUUUGAACGCGAUGCUAGAGGCACUUUGAGUGUCUUCCUCUCCUUUCCUCUUUCUCCAAAUCUGAGAAAAUGUGUAGGCUGAGUUGUAUGGCUAUGGUGUUAAGUGGUUUCUUCUUAAAUAUUAUUUAGGAAGGCCAUUAGAGACGUAAAAGGAAGAGAUGUUGAGUUUGUUCUCCCCAUGUUAAAAGCUUGUUAUGUGUUCCCAACCCUGAGAACAGUACACCAACCCAAACGGACAGCAUGUACCUUCUCUAAAUCACAUACUUAGCCUCCCUUCACCUCUCUGUAUCUCUCUCUGGCUCUCCCUAUUUUCCUGGCCCUAACUUUAAUUUGGUGGCGUUGUAAUGAUAGGUGUUACUUUCACAAACAACCAAACCAUUUUCACACACCCCACCCUGAAUUCUUGUGAAUAAUCUUUUGUAAAGAAUAAACUCAGAGCUUUGAGCCAAAAACAGGUGGGCCUACCUCCCCAAUGCAGUAAUAAGGAGUAUUUGAAUGUAUUGUAAAAGUUUAUUCAGAGUUAUAUGGUGAUCUGUUCAAAAUCAGCUGACAAUCAUAGCCAGUGAUUCACGUAGGUGAACGUUAAACUUUUGAGAGCGGCCUCAGACAUAUAAAAUCUGUUGACGAUUAUGGAGGAGAUUAAUCUCUACACAGUUUUUAUGUGUGUCCAUGUUUGUCUCUCGAGUGUCCAUGUGGGUCUGGUGGUCUCUGUGUGUGUGUUUGUGUCCAUACGUGUCUGUCUAUGUCUGUGUGUGUGUGUGCGUGUGUGCGUGUGCUUGUAUACAUGCGUGUCUUUGUCCAUGUGCGUGCACGUGUAUGUUAAUUCCAUGUUAUGUGUGUGUGCGUGCGUGCAACAGAAGGCACCAGAGGGGAUCAAGAUGCUUGGCUAUGGUUAUCUACCGGUCCAGGGGUCAGUCAGUCUGUCUGUCUGUCCAUCCGGUGAAGAGGAAUGUAGCCAGAUGAUCGUGAGCCCGGGUGCCACUGCGCCCUGCUUCCAUAAAUCCAUAAAUGCCAGGCAGGAAUUGCUGUGCCAUGGAAAUUCCCACUUCACUAACCCUGAAUCCCAUCCCGAGAAGCUAGAACUGGCAUUUAGAUCAGGAUUGGUAAAGGAUUGUGUAAUUAAAGAGGAGCUUAAAACAAAAUACGAGGUUGAGCACUUUUCUAGUCAUGCAGGCACGCGUUUGUCCAUAACCCAUGAUUAAACUGACCCUUUUCAUUUUUGCACUUCACCACAGGAGCUGUAUUAAAAUACAUUUUUGAGUUGACAGACACCUAUGUAUUCAACUAUAUGUAUUAUGGUCAAUGUAAGGAAUAGGAUUGAAAGUAUAGGGUAUAAAAUUGUUUUUAGAAUGGGUGGCGUGUUAUUGUAGAAGGUUUAAUGUUGGGUCACAAUUCUCACUGGAUAUAGAUUAGUGGAACUACGUUGGAUCGUAACAAGUGCAAAGAAUUUUUUUCAAUUGACUCAGCAUACCUUUUCGAUAGAGGAAGUGAAAGAGAGCUGCAUGAGCUAUGUCCCAAGCCGUUGUGGCUGAGACAGGGUGAAAGAUCAGGCGAUGCUUCCAUUCCUAUGUCUUUGUUAAAGGACUUUGGUUCUUAUAGGACACUUUGAAAAACAAAAUGUGUAUUUGCUUUCCCUGAGCAAACACCCAGAACCAUCUUACCUUAUUUAGCAUGUAGUUCUUACAUUCUACAUUUAUACAUUCUUGUACAAAUACACAUUUGUUUAGGUAGGCAAGCAGGCGUUACACAUUUAGACUAAAGUGCAUGAGGUUUUGGUUAACAUUUGUUUAACAUUCCAACAUUCCCAUCCAUCUUUCCAGGAUGGAGAUCCAAUCGGAAAGUGGAAUCAGUGACCCAGUCCUCCAAUAAACUUAGAAUAGUAUUUUACAGUAAACAUUUUUCUAUAAUGGUUCACCACCUCCAGGUAGCCUAUCUUUAGUGUAUUUUUAGGAAGAAAAGGGCGAAGGAGUACAACGCUUUAUUAAGUGCGUCACACACAUGUUAUUUUUUUUACUUUUUUACUUUCUAACUUCUUAGUUUGUCUAACAUUUAAACAUACUUUCUUUAAAAUAGGUUUGGUUCUUUUUUACUUUUGUUCACGUGCUUUUGCCCCCAAAUAGCCUUAGCCUUAAACAGUAAUUAUCUAAAUCCUUGGUCUUUGUUUGACAAAUAGAAAUUACAAAUUGUUUUGGUUGUGCCGAUGUUGAUGUGAAGGGGUUUAUGACCGUUGUACCUGUUGGAGCCUGCAUGUUUAAAUGAAUAUCUCUAGAAGAUGACAUGUAGCUGUUGGCGUAAGACGAUAUUAUUAUGUGUCAUGUGGUGUUUGCUCAUACGUUUCAUUGCAGAUAUUGCCUAUGGUGCUUAUUACCCAAAGGAAAAUUCAUUGAAACAAACUUUUAAAGUAGUCCAAUCCUCUAAAGUGCUUCUGUCUCAUAAAACUGAUGAAGGUGUUGAGGUUAGAAGUUAACAGCUGGCUGAUUUUAAAUGACUCAUUUAAUAGCCAACAAAUUCCAUCAACAGGAAAAGGAAUCCUCCCUCUGUCGUUAAAUGUAUUUGUUACUUGACAAAUGAAUUAAAUGAUGCACAUAAAAGACCUGAAUGUCCUUUGAUCAUGAAAAUAACAUGAAUCAUGGCAUUUAAUUGAUUAAUCAAAUCAAAAAUCUUAAUUUUAAAAGCUAGUUUCUUAAUUGUAUCUCAGGAUUUACUCCAUGAGUCCAGGCUGAAACCUCAAUGUGAAAAAACAUCAAGAUGAGUCCUCUUUCUGGGGAGCUGUGCUCAAGCCUCUUCAAAAUAAGUGUUUUUCUUAGGGGGUGGUGUGGUGAGGGAGUGCUUAGGACAUCCAAAGUAUUUCAAUAGAUGUUUGGCCACUGAUGGCGCCGGUCCCGAACCCCGUGUAGGCGCCCACAUUGCAACCAAAGAGACAAUCCUCAAGGGUGGCCCAUGUGAACAGGGUGAACUCUGCUUUUGUUUCAUCACUUGCGUUGCCACGGUGGUGCACAUGACAGGGCCGCCACCACAGCUGGAUAGCCCCUCCACGAUGGAUGACUCUCGGCUCAAUGCAGUCCUCUCCUUAACCUCUAUGAACGGCGUGUGGAGCGGAGACAGGCGAGGAGCUACAAUGCCGACCUGCUGGUAUACUGUUCCACUGUGGAAAAACAUAGCCUGUGUGGUGACAUCAUGGCAACCCAAGGACAGGCCGGAGUAGGAAGUAAUACCAUGCGCUGAGACAAAGAGAGGGAGAGAGACGGCUCCACCACCAGCUAGUCUACAUAUCAGUCUUGCCCCCUCCCCCUCCCCCUCACCAGCCACCGCGACCACCAUAAUGAGAACAUUGUCUAUACUGUAUAAUAAGUGAGAACCUCUUGUCGUAAAUCAGCCAUUUGCUUGACGUUAAUGGCCACCUCCAUGUAAGCCAAACAGAGGGUAUGGUUGUCCCUAUCGCGUCGCUGAGAUGUACGUGCACAUUAUCUGCUGGUCCUCCCGAGUGUCUGAUGGCUAAUAGAGUGUAAUUACCUCAAACCGUUUUUGCAGGCUCAGUUCUUUUGAAUGGUGUUUCACCGCCUUUGGAUCGUAAUGAAACGUGCACUACGACUAGGUGCAUCGUCUCCGGCUUACCACGCUAAGUAGUUCUGAAUUUGAAAUAAAUGGAAGCACGCACGUGAUGGGGAAACACGUCUCUAUUGGCGUUGGAAUGGCAGUGUUUUUGUCUGCUCUAUCUACCUAUGUUAUUACAGGGUUAUCAACCUGGGCCUUUAGUCUUUGUUUGACCUGCGUUUACACUCCUUAAGCGUCCUAUCGCAGGGCCCGGUCAGCCGUUUUGCAGCGCUGCUGGAAUCAAGUUUCAGUGACCAACUCGAGGGCAUUUAAGUCGGGCAGAACCAUUUUGGUAAAUGGUAAAAAAAAUAAGAAGAAAAAGUUUAAACCUACAUGCCUUUUAAUCCAGGGAUGUGUGUGGUUGUAGAAGGCUUGAGUAGCUUUGGUAUGAUAUGGUUUCCAACUGACAGAAAUCUGAACAAUGUGCCAACAAGUUGGUUUGACCAAAAUGUAUUUCAGUUCAUACAAUAUCUGGAUCAUUUUUAGCCUUCGAUGAUUGCAGAGCAUUGUACAUAAGAAGGAGUUCUCUUGAAUUGUAGAGAGUUAAAAGUGGGUUAUAAUGUAUGCAUGAACAGCUGCCAUUUCUUCAACUGCCCGCCGACUAAGGGUGAGCCCUAAUGGCCUAAUUGGCUUAUCUUUGGAUGCAAAUGUAAUAUUACUUCUCUUACUCUAUCUUACCCUGAUAUCCUUCCCUGAUAUCCUUCUCUAGAGAGUCUCUAGUCUGGGAUCGAUCCGUUUCACGCUGUGCGAACAAGUUUGACAUAUUGACUAGAUUUCAUACAGUUAGUUUAUUGUUAUACCACAUUGUAUAACACCUGUUAGAGCAUACAGUUUAUUAUUAUACCACGUUGUAGUAUACUCAGAUGGGAGCUUCCAGGGUGGCAUCCUAGCUGGCAAACGUAUGAUUUUCAACGUUUCUCAAGCUGUCCUGAAAUGCUCUGGUAUUUGGCUCAUUGUUGUUUCCUCUGUUGUGGUUCGUUACUUCCCACUCAAUGUUACCCGUGGCCCGGAAUGACAUCAAGAAGCCCAAAACAGCUCAAACCCAUUGGCUGUGAUUUUAGCGUUUAAACCCCAAAAACCAACCACAUAAUGAAAUAAUGUCCAUGUUGUUCUCCUCUGGCCUCUUAAAAGACUGCUUUAUUGUAGCUAUUUAUAGCAGAAGAAAUGUGACUCGUCGUUUUGCUGCUGUCGUGACUUGUUGUUUGAACCUGUCACACGGUAGAGUAAUUACUGUUUUGCGCUUGUAAGCAAAAGUCAUCAUAUUUGCCCCCUUCUCUCUCUCGUUUCUUUCUAUCCGUUCCGGCCUGGUUCUGCAUUAGUCUAGUGCGGUUUAUACUGUGCAUUCACACACAAUUUAUUUAACAGUGUGCAGGGCUGAAAAUUGUUCCGACUAUGUGGCCGUUUAGACUGCGUGUAACCUCCUUUAUUGUGAUAUUCUGGGCAGUUCAUGUCUCGAUAUAUAUCCUUUCCCCCCUCUAUAGUCUUAAUAAACGUAUUUUUUAAGCAUUUUAUUUGUUUUCCAAACACCCACUCUCCAGCCCCAAAUAUACAUUUCUGGCACAGAGUUUCUAAUAAAGCGAUUGCUUCAAACUCCAAAUACCAAGUUCAGCACUAACUUCCACUAACUUCAACUUCAAACGGUAUUAUAGAAUUCCCUUUGAAACCAAGUACUGAGAGCAUGAAAGUUAUAGCACUAUGUGAAUUCCUGAUGGACAUUAAUGGAAAGCCUUGCUGGUGUUGGUGGGAGGAAUUCAAAUGAAACAACCCACACAUCACAACCAUAAGUACCAAGGAGUCAGUGUUCCGGACAUGGGAAAAAAGUGACCGUUCUACCCCCAUUUACGAGCUAGUGAACAGCGAGGGUUGAUGGGGUUCAAUGAAUAAAGAGUUAAAAAAGAGCGCUAUAGGGCUGCAGAAAGGGGUACGGCCAGACUAGGAGGAGAAUGAAGAGGUUGCAUAACUGUAUAAGGGUUCACACAGAAAGCAUUGCCAAACCAAGUGCAGCUACAAACGCCUGUUAAAACUGGUUCUAUGCAAGAGAUGCAUUAAAGGUGGCAGUGGGACCCACGGGUUUCAACAUGUUGGAUUUCAAGUCUCAACAUGUUGCUGUUGUCUCUGGAUGUCAGGGCUUUACGGGAAACCUCAGACAAAUGACAUAAUCCAACUGAUUGUCCGAGCAUGUAGUGAUCGGCCGAGAAUGGAUCAUUGUUAAAGUAAUUUGAGACUACUUAUUGAUCUUAGGAAGCACUUAUCUGGUCACUAGGUCACUGAUCUUGGGGUUUGCAAUUAAUUUCACCUUGAGGCAUUAUGUGACAAAAGAUUUCCCCAUUGCCCUGUUUGUUAUAUUAGCUCCCAUGUACAAAACCGUGCAUACCUGCAAUAUUAAAAUACCAGAAACUUCCUUUCAUAGUGUCCAGGACACAUUCUUUGACUGAUAUUUUCCAAGAAAACAGAAAAACUCCACACCCAGUAGGAAAUGAAGGACUCUUUAGAUUCAAAUUAAGAUUUCUUCUCUUAUAACAAGAUCAUAGGAAUAACUUCAAUCUAGUUUGAUAACCAGUACUAUAUGUUAACCUUAAACUUUUGUAGGUCACCAGUUUACUCAAGUCUCUCUACAUCAUUGCAGUUUUUUAUUGUGUGUGUAUGUACAUGUGUGUGAGAGUGACUUAUAAUUAACCUCUUGGUUUGGUCUGUGGCAUUUUAAGGGAUGGUUCUAUAUUUAACGUGCUAUCAGGCAGUAAUGUGUGUGGGUCCUUCUCUCUCUCUCUGUCUCUCUCUGUCUCUCUGUCUCUCUGUUUUGGUUUAGGCUCCGCUGGUUCCUUAAGGCUGUGUAGUACUUCCAAACUGGUGGCUUUGCAGGCACUUUAUCAUUCCCUUUGCUCCCUGAAAUUAUAUCCAAUGAACCUUGUCAUUGCCACAAGAGCCCAGCAAGCCCCAGAAUCACAAACUCAUUAAAGUUUUUAUUUCCUUGUUUGUUAGAUGGCAUACUUGGUUCUGGGAUGUAGUAUUUUCGACCGCAGAGAGAUGUGGAUAUAUUGUGCAGAAGUUCAAGCACUAGAGAGAUAUGUUGUCCAGUGGUGUAUGUUUUAUAUGUGUUCUGACGAAAUGAAUGACCACAAGCCCUUUAAAGAUGGUCAAAGUGGAAGAGUUGUAUUACUGACCUCAUACAAAACUAUACACAACCAUACGCACACUGACAGACACUCACAGGCAUACACACAUAUCCAGUGACACUUGCAUGCACACACACACACAUGCAUUCACGCAAAUCCUUGCACACACUUUCACCCGCGCACACACUCACUUAGCCACUGUGGGCAGCAGAAACAUAGGGGGGCAUGUCCUAAGGCCAUAAUGGGUGUGCCUGUGGUAAAAGUGACAGUAUAAGACACAGGCAGGUACACUCCACUUUACCAGUCUUCUAGACAAUUUGAGUGCAUACUGUGUGUCCGUGUGGCUGUGUGUGUGAGACUUGUUGUUAAUGUCACAGUAAUUGUCAGUAAUCUGAAUACCAACAUCUAUCUAUAUCUGUUUGGUUUGAUUUGAUAUUUUUAGACUUUUAGAUUUUUAGGCUACUUUUGAAGACGAAGAGUGAGUGGUGUAGCUCGGUACGGUGGAAUAGAGUGCGUAGUACAGUGAUCAUACAGCUGUUAUACGCGACAGUGAGGGUGCAUGGGGUCCUGACUCAGCAUUGGUAGCAGCACACUUAGCAUCCUUGCUGGGUUGCCAAGGCAACCGGUUACAGUCACAAGUCUGGGAUCAUAUGUUCAUAGAAGAAUACCUGGAAGAAGAUGAUGAACCACCUUUGCUGCUCAGCUCUCGUCCUGCUCACAGUUUUAGACUGUGGUGGGACUGCAGCAGUGCAGUGUCGGUGGGGGGAGGCGUGUAUGUGUCUGCAGUGCCCUGCUGGCCAGCAACCAUCCAAGGCGUGUGGACAGGUCCAAGCACCAGCAACAGACGUGCAAUGCCAGGCUUGCCCACAGGGCACGUUUGCAGAUGCGCUCGACUCUGAACUCUGUCGCCCACAUGCAUCCUGUAUGGAGCUCAAGCGACAGGUGGCCACCCCUGGCAGCGCAGUAUCUGACACUGUCUGUGGAGGCUGUCUGCCUGGAUUCAACCCGUCUUCCGUAGAAAACGACGGCCCCUCAAAGCCGUGCGUGGAAGCCGGGCCGGCGGGGCACGUGAGGGCGGUCCGCACCGCGGGCAGCGGGCCGGCGAGCACAGGCGGCCGGCUGGCCAACGGCACGGCGGUGCGCGGCGCGGAGGAGAAGACGGCCGAGUACGCCGUGUUCGCCCUGGUGCCCGUCUUCUGCGUGAUGGGCCUGCUGGGCAUCCUCAUCUGCAACAUCCUGAAGAAGAAGGGCUACCGCUGCACCGCCGAGAAGGAGGGCGGGGACGAGGAGACGGCCACCCCAGAGAAAGAAGCCCAUGGCUGUCCAUACAUACCGGACGACCCCAACGAGGACACCAUCAGUGUCCUGGUACGCCUCAUCACUGAGAAGAAAGAAAAUGCUGCUGCACUUGAGGAACUUUUGCUGGAAUAUGAAACCAGUCAGAUGGCCAUGAACAAGAGCUCAUCAAUCAAGUUCCCCAAGCUCUCCCCUUUGGCUCAGUUCCGCUCCCUGCCCCGGCUGUGCCCCCACCAGUCCCACCUGCACACCAUCUCGGGCCUGUCCGGCCUGUUCCCAAGGCACGGCUACCGCUGCUCCCGCUGCGCCCAGAGGAAGUGGCCUGCCAUCCUGAUCCCCCCGCUGGAGGCUCUCAAAGACCACCCCCUGAAGCCCCCACAGAGCCUGAUCCUGCCCUACCUGGACGCGGGCGCCGACACCCAGAAGAGCCCCCUGCUGGGGGGAGUGUGCGCGGACGAGCCGAGGCCCCAGGCCGCCGUGCCAAAGGCGACACCGCAGAAGGUGGGGGAGAGCUUUGAGGGAGGCAAGGAGAAGAAGAAAGAGGGAGAGCCCACGGUGCUCUCUGUGGGAAGAUUUCAAGUGGCCCAGAUUACAGAGAACAGACCUGUCACCGUGGAAACCAAGGCAUCCACUCAGGAGCAACGGAACUCUCUUUUUGGCGGGAAUCCCUUCUCCUCACUCUCAGGAGUCUCAAGGAGGUGAACAGAGGGAUGCUGUACCCAAACGCUACCUCACUGAGGAUAACCUCACGAUCAAUGGACAACUUGAAGGGACUCGAGUCCAUUAAGGUCAACACUAAACCAAGUCACUGAAAGGAGAGACCUAAAUCCUCCUCAGCGUUCAUUUGACUGACCCUGGUUCGCCUUGGGAAAUGAUAUCAUACCAUAACACAAAUCUAUUUGACUCUUUUUCUAAUAGAGUUUGGUUAUUUUCUUACACAAUCAUGGAACCACCGGAAGGCUUGCUGGGCACCUGCCGUUCUGUUGCUUUAUAAAUUAUUAUAAUUUAUUAUAAUCAUUUUAUAAACCCAUUUUGAUGGGAAGGUGGGUUGAAUAAGUGGCCAUCUUGAAAUGGCCGUCAGUGCAACAUUGUGAUUAGUUAGUCAUCUUUAACCCAUACAGGAGGAAAGGACGGGGAUGAUUGCAAGGCAUGUAGAGGUUUACUCGGGGGAUGUCUUAAUGUAUCGGUUCUUCCAAGUGAAAAAUGUAAACCACAUACACAAAUUGUAGCCCUCGCUCAUGCCCACUUCAGGUCACUCUCACACACGCACAUACACACACACACAUACACACUAACACACACACACACACACACACAUCUAUGCAUAUUCUCAAACACGUUUAGUUAGUUUUUGUAAUAUGUAAUAUGUAAUAUAGAUACUAUUCCCUGUGGGAGUCUAGAGGUUGUAAAUAGUACAAGAGUACAAAUAAGUACCAAUCAUGAAAUGCAAGCCAAAUUUAAAAGUUUUUUUUGUACAUAAACAACACAAUCAGUAAUGAUCAGUAAAUACAUUUUAGCCAUUUUUGAAGGAUCUUGGGGAGCUAUUUUCCAAAUAGCUCCUCAAGAUCCUUAUUCUUAAAUUAAUUUUCCAUGGAAGAUUUUAAAACAAAGAGCUUGUUAAAUAUUGAGCUCACUCAAAACUAUCCAUGAAGACAGCCGAAGAGACAUUUUGGUUACCGUAAUUGAUACACAUGUAAACAGUGUUAGUGAUUAUUUAUUGAUUUUACUCAUUCACAUUUUGUUUAGCAGUGUUUCUAGCUAACAUCGCUGAACUGAAGUUGCUUUCCUUAAGUCUUUACACAGGUUAAAACUUCUUGAGCCUGGACAUUUUUAUUUGAGAUAUUGUAUGAAAACCAUCAUGUUGGCAUAGGAAUAUGUAAAUAUGUGAACACAUGUACAUAUGGACGGUCUGGAGCAGGUUUGAGUCUUUAGCCCUCUUAUUCAUUACAGUUGUGGCACUUGAUUGAAUUGAUUCAUGAAAAACAUUUUUUGGAUGAUUCAAUGGCUUAAAACGUCAAAGCGUAUAUUAAAUCCAAUCAUGCUCCUGCUCCUUUUUUUUUACUGUCUAGAAACAAAACACUAGAUUUCAGGCAUAAUAGAUUCAGUUGUGGGACAUUCUCUUAUGGGAUGCUGGCCUAUUGCAUUUUUACAGGACAGUACUAAGUAUUAAAAUAUAUAUUUUAGUAUUUUUGCUGGGGAGAGGGGGUAUUGGCAAAUAAGCGAACACACAUUUCAAUGUUUGUUUUUUUAAACCAGUGAUUAUUAUGAUUAUGAUCAUUUUUCAGAAUAAUAGUAAUCCGUAUUGUUACAAGCUUUCAUGCUGUAAAAAGGAUUGGAAACGUAGUAAAUACUUAAAUAAACAAGAGGUUUAUUUUCAUUG
Messenger RNA from Gadus macrocephalus (Pacific cod), 10624 nucleotides. RefSeq names its product RELT TNF receptor (gene relt). Lineage: Eukaryota; Metazoa; Chordata; Actinopteri; Gadiformes; Gadidae. The coding region runs from base 7627 to 8946 and encodes 439 amino acids. The transcript is spliced from 11 exons. The record is from RefSeq and is a predicted model, not a curated record. Gene Ontology annotation, biological process: apoptotic process.